AUGUCCUACUACAGGUACCAGUACAAGCAGCAGCGUUACAUCCCGCCUGGAAUGAAGUGCCCCCCGCCCGUGUUCCCCCAGCAGUGCCACCCCCCCGGGGUGGUGAAGUGUGUGCAGUGCCCGGGGUGUGCCCCCACGGCUGCCAAGGUGUGCAGCGUGAGGAAGACCCUGCAGAGCCCUCGCUGCUCCUCGGGCUGUGUGGAGACACACGUGGUGGAAGGUCACUCCUGCUCCUCCUCCUCCUGCUGCUGCAGCCCCAGGAGCCUCAACCCCUGCACUGUGACCUUCCCUCAGCCCCAGGGGACGGGCAGGGAGCAGCUCUGCCUGUCCCAGUGUGGGCAGGUGGGCGUGAAGAGGUGCCCUCACGUGUGUGCCCCCACUCCUCAGGUGUGCACCCCAGCUCCCCUGUGCCAACACAGCUCCUACCCUUACUCGUACCAGUGGUCCAACAGCUACCAGUACAACUGUGGGCAGCAAUAA
Molecule: messenger RNA, 480 nt
Organism: Lepidothrix coronata (blue-crowned manakin)
Lineage: Eukaryota; Metazoa; Chordata; Aves; Passeriformes; Pipridae
Product: small proline-rich protein 2B-like
Exons: 2
Coding region: 1-480 (159 amino acids)
Source: RefSeq, a predicted model, not a curated record